AUUUUCAAACUGCGGCUGGCUUGACCGCAGUCAUCCGCUGCGUUAGUUUUUAGCUGUACAAAACAGCUCAUAUGGUGCUUGUUAUUGCAAACUGGUAUUUCUUACCAACCAUAUUAUUAAUUGUCGUAAUUAUAGUUUUGCCGUUUACUGCACAUUUUUUUAGACUUAGCGGCACAUUCACAGAAAAUAGCUUGCAAAACUUAAGGUGCAACUUAGAGGAAUACAACUAGCCUGUUAACAUGUGUAUUAAUAUUUUAAUUAAAGUAAUGUUCGUUUUGUUGCCAAGUUGAUGUUGACUAGUUUGGUAUUGACUAUUUCUUCUUCGCAGAGGCUUUAAGAUAAUACAGUAUGUUCAACUCAAAUCAAUAUUUCAUGUCCUUGUAUUUAUUUAUUUUGUGAGUACGUUAACCAGCGUAGUAACCGCGGAAUAAUAUAUAAUUAACCGGAAUAUAAUUCCGUUUAGGAGUCCUCACAUUGUCGAGGUUUAUUUACUGAUAACACCAGCUCACUUUUCUCUUGGACAAGAAACUUUUUUUCUUCAAAUGUUGACCAUAUCUUAACUUAGCCCUAAACUAGAUCAUAAACUAAAAACCCACUAUUCUCAAGCGAACACCUCACUAUUCUCUUCUUGGUUUUAAAACUACAAUCUAAACAGCAAUAUUUGUAUUCACAGAUGCGAAACUGCAGCGUUUCUUUCUUCUUCCACUAGAUGGCUGUGCAACGACAUGUAAAUAAAACCUAUAAAUAAAACUUUUUUUAAUUAGCUGAAAGUGGUGUUUUCAUAAUUUCAGGAUACAUUUACACGUUUGUAAGUUCCAAUAAAAAUGCAGCAGACUUUAAUAUCUGUUCCAAUUUACCAUACUAGUUUACAAUCUGUCAUCAUAAAGACCACAUAGACCUCCUUGGCCUAUACUAAAAACAUUAAAUGGACCUUACAUGACAGCUUUCUCUUUUAAAAGAUUUUAGGGUUUAAUUUAGUCCAAAGACUAGGUUUUAAUUAAGUCUAUAUGUGAUUUGGAUUUUCAUGGAAGGUCAUGUUGUAACUACUGAGAUACUCAGAAGUACAAAGAUAUUUUAGCUAUAAAAUAAUCUAAUAUUUGUUAUGUCCUUUUGGAUUUUAUAAAUACCAUAAUUGGUCAUUAAUAUUACAGGCAGCAGCCAUUGUACAUUUCUACCAUCUUAGAAUAUUAUCUUGGAGCACAUUAGAAUUUUGAACAGCAAUAUUCAUAUCCUACGGAAAGAGAUGCAUGAUAUUUCCUUAAAACAAUGACUUGCAAAGCUCCAAAAACAGAGAUUUGGACAACAACACCUACAGUCAUGCUGCGCUGAGUCAGUUUGAUCUCUCACUUGAUGAGAAAAAUUCUGUUUCUGCCUCUUCAGUAGCAGCUGUCUCAUUUUCUCUCCCAUUGUUUUCUUUCACACACUGGUCAGACUGAAGAUGAUGGAUAAGCUCUUCAGAACAGACAGAAUAACUUAAUGUACUAAGAGCAAAUACCAACAAACCCAGCAAAUUGAUAUUAGUAGUGUGUGCAACCACUUGUGUGAUCAUAAGUUGCAGACGUCAUAUCACAAAUUCACAAUAUAUAAAUAUUCUGAUGUUUUUCUUUUUUCUUUCUUUCUUUUUUUCUUUUUGUCCUAAGCUAUCUGGCAUGUCAUUACCAAAAUACUCAGGUUAGGAAAAGGCUGCUAAAUUGUGCUCUUGCUCUCCUUUCCAACAGCAAGUUGUCUCAUUCACUCUAUAGCAUUUGCUUGAAUAAGAGCAUGAUCAUAUAUUGUAAAGCUACCCAAAGGAUAAUGGGGGAAAAUGUGUUAAUUGCAUUAAAUACUGUUAAACUGAAAAAAAAAAAAAAACUGAAAAAAUUAAUUGCAUGCAUUUACACAUAAAUUUUGACAGCACCAAGGUUAUAAUCGUUAACGAAAACGAACGAAAAAAAAACUAGGUGGGGAAAAACAUUGUCGUUAAGUGAAAUUAAAUAAAAACGAGGCAUUACAAAAAAACGAUAACUAACUAAAACUGUAAUGUGUGUUUGGCAAAAAUAAAAUAAAAUAAAAUUAUAGAUUAAAUGUCCUUAGUUUUCGUCUUUAUCAAUGUCUUUCAUAGAGCAAAUAACGUUUAGCUGCAUUUCUUUUCCCUGCGUCUCUCACAUACACGCGCGCGCGCACACACACACAUCCCCUCCCCUCCGUGCACACCGCGUCUCCAUGAGAACGAGUGUUCGACUUUGAAAGCAAGUUCGCUAAAGCAUACGAGCCCCAAAGCAGAAAGACCAGGCCAUUGAGGUUCCUGCUGAGCCACAGGACCACAGCAUCUGUGAAGAGCUCCCAGCCUUGACCCUCAUGAGAGCAGUCCAUUAUAGCGUCCCGGUGAAAUGAGUGGGUUGACAAGAUCAUCACAGGUGGCUUACAAGCGAUGGAAAGACGCUGAUAUCAGUGUUCAUGAGGAGCAGUCUGGGAAUAAUGAGCCUAGCAAAGAAGGAGUUUGCACUAUGCUGGAGCAAGAGGAUUUGGGGGACAGCAAGACCAGAAGCUCUGGAAUGUCAGAAACAUUUACUGUGGAGGAAGCAGUUGAAGCUAUUGGUUUUGGAUGCUUUCAGUGGAAGCUGUCUAUGCUAACUGGAGUUGCGUGGAUGGCUGAUUCUAUGGAAAUGAUGCUCCUUAGUAUUGUAACUCCUCAACUGCGCUGUGAAUGGAGGCUCUCAAGCUGGAAAGUGGCAUUCAUAACAGCGGUAGUGUUCAUUGGAAUGAUGCUCAGCUCCUCACUUUGGGGAAACAUUUCAGACAAGUAUGGCCGAAAAGUGUGUUUAACACUGUGCAUGCUGUGGACAUUGUUCUAUGGGCUUUUCAGUGCUUUAGCACCUGUUUAUAGCUGGAUCUUAGUCUUGCGAGGCCUCGUGGGAUUUGGCCUGGGAGGAGCCCCUCAGUCUGUGACAUUAUAUACUGAAUUCCUCCCAGUGAAAACCAGAGGGAUAUCCAUAAUCCUGUUAGGGGUGUUCUGGGCCUUGGGUGCCGUGUUUGAAGUGUUACUGGCUAUAGUGGUCAUGCCCACAUUAGGCUGGAAAUGGCUGCUAGCUUUCUCCACUUUUCCUCUUGUUGUCUUUGCUGCCUCCUGCUGUUGGUUACCAGAGAGUGCUAGAUUUGAUGUACUGAGAGGCAGAGGAGACAAGGCCCUGAAGACUCUGAAACGUGUAGCAGCGUCUAAUGGGAGCACUAUGCCUACAGGAAGACUUAUAGCCAACACACAGAAUGAUCGUGGGAGAAUUAGAGAUCUUUUUAUUCCAGAAUACUGCAAGACAACACUUCUGGUCUGGUUUAUCUGGAUAUGUAGUGCUUUUUCAUAUUAUGGUCUUGUGCUGCUAACCACUGAGAUGUUCCAAGCAGGAUCUGCGUGUAGUGUCACUGACAACUCAAGUAUGGAACCUCUGUGCAAUUUGGAGUGCAAAUAUCUGACUACUGAUGAUUAUAAGGACCUUCUGUGGACCACCUUAGCAGAAUUUCCUGGUAUUCUGGUCUCCGUGUGGAUGAUCGAUCGAAUUGGCCGGAGAAAAAGCAUGGCAUUUUUUUUUUUAGCGUUCUCUCUGUGUAUCUUGCCACUGUACGCCUGCACACAAAGGACAGUUCUCAUAGUCUUUAUUUUCAUUGCUCGAGCCUGUAUAACAGCAGGCUGGCAGGUUGCAUAUGUUUAUACACCUGAGGUUUUCCCUACUGCAACCAGGGCUAUUGGUAUUGGUACAAGCAGUGGGAUGGCUCGUGUUGGAGCUCUCAUCACACCAUUUAUUGCUCAGGUACUUCUGAAAACAUCAGUUUACCUGGCUCUGUCUGUGUAUUUAAUAUGUUGUUUGCUGGGCACAGUAGCAUCCUGGGCUUUGCCCAUGGAAACAACAGGGCGGAGCUUACAGGAAUCAACUCAAAACACCAUGGAACAAAAACACAUGGAAAGGCCGCAUGGCUCUGAGACAGCCGAAUCCUCCAGCAACACAUCUCCUUAACAGCACAUGGAAAACUGAAACUGUUUGAUAUCAGAAAAACAAUGUAUAAUCAGGCCAUUCUGGUAUAUACUAAAUGUUGUGUAAGUCCAUUCUAAAUGUACUGAUUCAUCAGAGAUUUUUAGAAAAACAAUAAUAUGCAUGUAUUAUGCUCAUAAAAUGCUAACUUGUGUUUCUGGUCUUUUUUCUUUUGAAAUGGUACAUAAACCCGUUUAUGAUGCCAAGUACUUGUGUAAAUAAAAGACCCAAUGAAAUGGUUUGACAAGUGUA
Molecule: messenger RNA, 4253 nt
Organism: Megalobrama amblycephala (Wuchang bream)
Lineage: Eukaryota; Metazoa; Chordata; Actinopteri; Cypriniformes; Xenocyprididae
Gene: svopb
Product: SV2 related protein b
Exons: 18
Coding region: 2370-3986 (538 amino acids)
Biological process (GO): transmembrane transport
Cellular component (GO): membrane
Molecular function (GO): transmembrane transporter activity
Source: RefSeq, a predicted model, not a curated record